AUGGAAUUGGAUUUUAACAAAAUUUUCAUUAUUCCUACCACGGCUUUACGACUUGCUAGGGCCCAUCCUUAUAUACCAAGAGACAAGAAAUGGAUCCUCCAAUUCGUCACCGUCCACUCGCUGUUUACCUUAACAUUUCUUCUAAUUCUUUACAAUAUCUUCUGUCAUGAUUUAAAAGCUAACAAUUUCACGCAAACUUGUCAAAAUGGCGUUCUAUUCGUCGUGUAUAUUGUCAUUUCUUAUCAAUACGGCGUUUUGCUGACCUAUCAGAAUACCCUUGUUGGAUUAAUCGCAGAUAUGAACAAGGACUUUCAAACUUCCAAAGAUUUACCACCAAAAGAACGAGAUUCGAUCAAGAAGUAUAUUAACCAAGGAUUGUGGGUUUGCAAGCAAUGGCUUUUCCUCACAAUUUCGGGUUGCGCAAUUUUUCUUUUCAAGAACUUAGGUCUUAUGUUGUACUAUUAUUGUAUGAAUGAGUUCCGAUUGGUUCCGUUCUACGAAGUGGUAUUAUAUCCUCCGAUAAUGGAAGAGAAUAGAGAUAAUAUCUUUGUGUACUUGUUAAUGUAUGCUAUAAUGUUGUUAUUUUCUGCAUAUUCGGCCUUAAUGUAUGCGGCAUUUGUUCCUUUGGGUCCGAUAUUUAUUUUGCAUGCGUGUGGCCAGUUGGUACUGGUGAAGUUAAGGAUUGAUGACCUGUUUGUGGAGUGUGAUGAUGAGGUCAUUAGGAAGAAGCUCAAGGGUAUUAUUCUUCAUCUACAGUACGUUCACAGCUUCGUGGACAGAAUUCAGCAAGUUUUCAAGAUUGGUUAUGAGCUGACGUUGAAAUUCACUGCGCUUAUCCUACCCAUCACUAUCUAUGCAGUACUUGAAGGUUUCUACCGCGGCGAAGUGAAUGUGGAAUUCGUAACUUUCAUAGUUGGUGGAGUUAUGAUCAGCGGCUCACCGUGUUACUAUAGCGACUUGCUUAUGGAGAAGGGAGAAGACGUACGCAUGUCGCUAUACACUUGCGGCUGGGAGCAACACUACGACCGGCGCACACGCACGACUUUGCAGCUGAUGUUACAGAAUGCACUCAAACCUAUUGCUAUACAAACUGUUUUUACAGUCAUGUGCUUAGAUGCUCUCACUGAUCUAUUCCAACAGUCAUACGCCAUAUUCAAUCUUAUGAAUUGUAUGUGGAACUAA
Molecule: messenger RNA, 1182 nt
Organism: Helicoverpa armigera (cotton bollworm)
Lineage: Eukaryota; Metazoa; Arthropoda; Insecta; Lepidoptera; Noctuidae
Exons: 5
Coding region: 1-1182 (393 amino acids)
Biological process (GO): detection of chemical stimulus involved in sensory perception of smell; sensory perception of smell
Cellular component (GO): plasma membrane
Molecular function (GO): olfactory receptor activity; odorant binding
Source: RefSeq, a predicted model, not a curated record